AUGGAAACUCAGACAAGUUUAGACUCGCUUAUUAAUCAAUGUCUUAUUGCUGAUACUCUUAACUUCUUUUCAUUAUUUCAUCAAAUAUGUUUUCAGGUUAAUCAAAGACAUUUUGAAACAAUACAUGAACAAGCACUUUUAUAUAAUAAAUUAUUUGAUGUAUUUCCUUUAUUAUUAAAACAAACAUUGUCUUUAUUAACUUCAAAUUCAGGUCAAGGAAUUCCUGAUAUAUUAAUUUCUACAUUAAGAUUAAUAAGAACAUUUCCUUUUAAUUCAAUUGUAUCAGAUAUUACUAGUGAUUUACUUCAUGAAAUUGUACAAUAUUAUUUAAGUCAAGUAGAUUCUCUUCAUCAAUUAAAUGUUAUUACUCAACUUUUAAUUCCUUUUUAUUCUCCUAAUUUUAAUCAACAAAUUGCUUUAUUAUAUUUUAAAAAAUAUAUUCCUCAAUUACCUCAUUUAAUUAUUUCUACUUCUUUAAUUCCUCAGUUUGUUGAUUUUCAAGAAAUUUGUCAUUCAAAUAAAUUAUUAGCUAACUACUGUGUUUCUAAAAUCAUUGAACUCUUUAAAUUUGAUAAGAAUACUAAUAGUAAAGUCUUUCUUAUAUCUUUAAUGAAUUCAAUGAAAAACCUUUGUAUUAUUGAUGGUAGUCUUCAACUUUGUAAAAUGUGUUUUGAAAUUGCAUUCCAAUCAAUUCAUAUUGUUUUACUCUCUGAUUUUCUUCAAUUUUUACAACAAGAAAAUCUUCCUGAUAAUUGUUUUCAUUCAGAACAAUGGGAUUUAAUUUCACUUUCUUCUCCUUCUUUUAUUCCUUUACCUCCUGAGUAUAUUGGUAAAAUCCCAAUUCAAAUCAUUAAAACAAUUGCACAACAUUAUGGUGAACAAUUAUUAAUUGAAUAUGAAAAUGGUUUAGCUUCAAAACUAUUGCAUUGUGGUUUAGACGAAUUACAAGCACUUAAUCAUGUUUAUCAAUUUCUUCAAAAAAAUGUGUUUGGAGAAGAUUGUCCUGGUCAAGUAAUGUUUAAUGACGUUCAAAAAUCUUUGGCAGAAAUGAAAAAAACAAAAACAUUCAAUACAUUAAUUAUAUCUCCAGCUUAUUGGCCUGAAUUAAACUCAAUUAAAUAUACUGACCUUGAAGAAAUUAAAGAAAAGAAAAAAGAAGUCAUUCGUAAUUAUAAGUCAAAUCAUCCUAAACAAAUAUUAACUUUUCAACAAGCAGGUGUUGUUAAAUUAAAUUAUACUAACUUAAAAGGAGUUGUUACUUAUCAUGUCGUCACUCCACUUCAAGCUACAGUUUUGAUAACAAUCACAAAAGAAGAAAACGGUAUAUUAUUAAAUGAAUUAGAACAUAAAUUAGGUCUUAAUGAAACUAUGACAAGCAAUAUAGUUAUGUAUUGGUUAGAACAACGUGUAAUAAGUGCCUCUGAUUAUAUGGGGAGUAUCUUAUUACACAAAGAAUAA
This is a messenger RNA of Entamoeba histolytica HM-1:IMSS, 1458 nucleotides long. RefSeq lists its product as uncharacterized. NCBI's taxonomy places the organism in Eukaryota, Evosea, Mastigamoebida, Endamoebidae. The transcript has a single exon. Gene Ontology annotation, cellular component: anaphase-promoting complex. The record is from RefSeq and is a predicted model, not a curated record. The coding region runs from base 1 to 1458 and encodes 485 amino acids.